AGAACACAAUAGAAGAAACAAAACAAAUAAAAUCCAUGGACAUCACAAGAAACAACACCACCACCAGGCUCCAUAUUCAAUCUCAGUCUCUGUUUCCUCCUAAUAUGAUAAAAGAAACAAAGUCUUUUCUUGUCUUCACUACUUCUCUUUUUUUUUCUUGUUCUUCAAAUCUCUCUUUGUUUGUUUGUUUUCAGGAGAAAACUUUAGAUAUGGAGCCAAGAAUGAGCGCAAACCCAUUUGCAGAAGACUCACUUACAAGCAGAAUCAGUCUUAAGGAAAAAGCAGAGUACAUCAAAUCAGUGCCAGUUUCAUCAAACCAAAGCAGUAGCAGCAGUAGUGAGAUGAUAAAUGAAAGAAGACAUAGUUUUUCAUCACAAAAAAGCAUUGGAGAUGGAAGAAGCAGUGGGCAGAGAAGAGUGAUGCUAAUGGAGUCUCCUUGCACUCCAGGUAGAGGAGUCUUCAGUUUCAGCAGCAAUGUCUCUGGGAGAAGAAGAAACUUCCCUUCUAAAUGGGACGAUGCCGAGAAAUGGGUCACCUCCGGUCAUGAAUCUCCGGCACAUUCCCUCAAAGUUUUUUACUCGGAGAAGUCUAGGGUUACAUUAUCUCCACCAGAUCUUGUACUUAAAGAUAAGUUAGCAAACGAAGUGCAACCGUCUCUACCAUCAACGGAAGGGUUUAUAUUCAGAGAUUCCGACAAGUUUCUCCAGUUCGAGGAGGAAGAAGAAGCUCAAGUUCAACGCAGAGAUAUUGGAACAGAGAUGACACCAAUGGGAAGCGUAACGGCUUCAAGAUGUCACACGCCGUUUACAAGCAUGUCUCCGGCCAGACACAACACGCCUUCGAAAAUGUCUGGUCCGUUAACAGAAACUAAAAACGUUAUAGACAUCUCCGAGUUCGCAGACAAGCUACGACUCAGUGGGUCAGCAGCGACUCAGUAUUAUAACUCGGUCACUUAUUGGAACUCGAGGGAAGAGGAAGAAGAAGAGAUAUCGAAGAGCUUAAGACAUAUAGACAUGGAAAGUGAGUUACGGAGAAGUGUUUCAGAGUCUAGAGCUGCGUUAUGGGAUGGUGAAGAUGACAAGAUCAAGUUUUGUCAAAGAAAUCAAAGAGAAGAAGCCAAGAUCCAGGCAUGGGUGAAUCUCCAAAAUGCUAAAGCCGAAGCUCAGUCCAGGAAACUCGAGGUGAAAAUACAGAGGAUGAGAUCAAAUUUUGAAGAGAAACUUAUGAAGAGGAUGGACACGGUGCACCGGAGAGCUGAGGAUUGGAGAGCUACGGCGAGGCAGCAACAUGCUGAGCAGUUGCAGAGAGCAGCUGAAACGGCAAGGAAGUUAACAAACCGUCGUGGCUAUUUGGUUUCCGGCCGUAGCUCAUGUGGUUGUCUUCCUUGCAAUGAUACUUGUCACUAACUUAGUAAGAAAAG
Molecule: messenger RNA, 1420 nt
Organism: Eruca vesicaria subsp. sativa (arugula)
Lineage: Eukaryota; Viridiplantae; Streptophyta; Magnoliopsida; Brassicales; Brassicaceae
Source: the annotation of a GenBank genome assembly